AUGUCUCAAGACACCAUUAGUCUCUUGAUUCCGGAUAUAAGUAUUGAAACGCUAUGUCUGUCUAGCUCCAGUGGCCGUGAAAGUGAUCUUAUAGACUUAAAGAAAUCUGAUGAUCAAUAUAAAGUAGGAGAACAUAUUCUCGAAAAGUAUUUCAAUGUCAAAGUUUCGCUCAACAGAAAGAAACUCUGCCCAAGAAUACCUAAUAGGCUCGAAUAUAUAAAGAUAUGUGAAAAGCUAACAGCAGAUCUGGAAUAUUUUGGGGGAAAUUGGAUUUUGGAUAUUGGUACAGGCUCGUCUGUUAUUUACCCAAUACUUGGAGUACGAAUUAAUCCAAGUCGCAAAUAUGUUGCAACGGAAAUAGAUUCAGAGUCUAUUAAAGAUGCAUUAAAAAUUAUUAAUGAUAAUCAUCUUGAUGAACAGAUAACUAUUGUUGAGUCUGAGGAUCAAGUACUUAUUCCUACAAGUACAAUUUUAAGCAAAAUUGAUAAAGAUAAAAUUCGCUAUACCAUUUGCAAUCCGCCUUUUUACAAGGACAAAAAGGAUUUUGCCGAACGUCUGAGAUUGAAGCGUAGAAAACUCGAUGAAUUGGUUAUUUCAGACUCCGAGCUAUUUACUACAGGUGGAGAGUUGAAUUUCAUUUUACGUAUAAUCAAAGAAAGCAUUGAAGUUUCUAGAAUUUACAAUUUUAGAGAAACGUGGUUUACAUCCCAAGUCGGAAUUUAUGAGGAUGUAAAAACAAUUAUGAGCUACUUGAGCUCCUUAUAUGUAGAAGGAAAACUAAAGUCAUAUUUCGUUGAGGACAUUCCUUUUUAUACGAAAAGAUGGGUCAUUGCAUGGAAUUUUUCUUCCUGGCACCCGAUGCCCUUACGUAUGGAAAAACUGGCUUUGAACAAGAAUGAAAUUGUUCACUGUUAUAUUGAAAAUAAACUUGACUUGAAUGAAAUUCACAGUGUCCUUCUAAAGGUCUCUUCAUCGUUCAAACACCCUAAAUAUGGCUUUCAGCUUCAUUUUAAAAACGGAUGUUUAUAUUAUCUUACAAACGAAACAGUUUGGAGUCGACAAACGAAGCGAGCUCUUUUAAAUAACCCAGGAAAGCUCAAGUUUAACAAUAAAUUAAUUGUGAGGUUUUCUACAAAGAAUUCCGCGAUGUUAUAUGGAUUGCAUUCUCAUUUCAUUUCAUUAAUUAACUUUAUAAACAGAAGCCAGGGAUAG
Priceomyces carsonii is the source of this 1212-nucleotide messenger RNA. RefSeq lists its product as uncharacterized. The record is from RefSeq and is a predicted model, not a curated record. Lineage: Eukaryota; Fungi; Ascomycota; Pichiomycetes; Serinales; Debaryomycetaceae. The transcript has a single exon. Gene Ontology annotation, molecular function: 23S rRNA (adenine(1618)-N(6))-methyltransferase activity. Gene Ontology annotation, cellular component: nucleus. Bases 1 to 1212 code for a protein of 403 amino acids. Gene Ontology annotation, biological process: rRNA base methylation.